This is a messenger RNA of Acipenser ruthenus (sterlet), 447 nucleotides long. Its product is annotated as molybdenum cofactor biosynthesis protein 1-like. The record is from RefSeq and is a predicted model, not a curated record. The transcript has a single exon. Lineage: Eukaryota; Metazoa; Chordata; Actinopteri; Acipenseriformes; Acipenseridae. The annotation marks the transcript as partial. Gene Ontology annotation, biological process: Mo-molybdopterin cofactor biosynthetic process.
UCAUCUGACGCAAAGGGCAGGGCCUCAGUUGUGGACGUUGGUGGAAAGCUCGUCACUCACCAUUCAGCUGUUGCCCGUGCCGCGGUCCGGCAUGGGGAGAAGGCCUUUAAGCUGGUGAGCCAGAACCAGCAAGCCAAGGGCUAUGCUCUGACGGUAUCGCAGAUAGCUGGCAUCCUGGCAGCCAAGCAGACAAGCAGCCUGAUCCCGCUGUGCCACCCGCUAACCCUGGACAAGGUUAACGUCUCUCUGCAGCUGGAGGAGUCUGGGUGGUUUGCUGCCAUCAAGGCGACCUGCCUGACCAGCGGGCGCACAGGGGUGGAGAUGGAGGCACUGACUGCAGCCUCAGUGGCAGCCCUGACCUUCUAUGAUAUGUGCAAGGCUGUCACCCAUGACAUCGUCAUCCAGGAGCUCAAGCUGCUUAGUAAGGAUUUCCAGCAGGCCACCUGA